AGAAAGCGUUUCCAGGUCAGCUCAGACAUGGAGGGAGCAGCAGAGAGACAAAGAGCAGGCAGGGAGGUGGUGGAGGACAAAGGCUCGGUGGAGAGGCCAUGGGGGGAGGCCGAGGUGCUCGCUCUCAUGUCAGUGUGGGACGAGGUGGGCGCUCAGCACGUCGCCGAGAGCAGGAGCACGUUCGAGCUGAUCUCAGAGCGUCUGAGGAGGCUCAGCAUUGUGCGCAGCUGGUGGGAGUGUCAGGCCCAAUGCAGGAGCCUGGGGCUGCAGAGCAGGAAGUGUGACGCAGCAGCAGCAAAUUACAGCGCAGAAGAAGAAGAGGAGGAGGAAGACAGGCUGGAGGAGGGCUGGGAGGAAGAGGAGGAUGAGGGGACUCAAAGAAGGAUCUACCCUUCCUCAGGCCCUAUCCCCAUGCAGGAAGGCCUCCGGACUCAAAUCCAGCGAGCUCUUUCUUACACCCCAACUGUGGCCGAGGAGGGCGGCCGCCACUGGACAGAUGACGAGGUCCGAGCUUUGCUGUGCGUCUGGGCUGACCGCCGAAUUCGAGAACGCCUGAAGAGCACGCUGCGCAACAAGUGCAUCUUCCAGGAGAUGGCCUUUCAGAUGCAGAGGAACUUUGGCGUGGUGAGAAACUGGAAACAAUGUCGGACUAAGUACAAGAACCUGAAGUACGACCACAAGACGGCCAAGAGUGCUCACGCCGCAGCGGGAAGCGGCUCGGGAGGGCCGGGGAAAUACAUGAAGUUCUUCGAUGAGGUGGACGCCAUCCUGAUGGGCCGCGGGCUGGAGGACGGGACGAUGGAGAUGCAGAGGAGGCUGUACGAUGGAGAAACAGGAGCACAGAGGCUGCAAACGCCGGGGUCAGAGAGCGAGGUCGUCAUUGAAAUCGACGAUGACAGCAAUGAUUAUGAUAUGACCGGAGACAUAGAAGCAAGGUGGAAAAGAACAGAUGCCCAUCUUUCACUCACAGAUCAACCGGAUCAGUUCCACGUGGUCACCGUACCGGACACAGGUCGGAACUGGAGCGAGCAGGAGGUGCGAGCGCUGGUUCAAGUCUGGUCUGAUGAGCGUGUGUGCAGACAGCUGGAGAGCUCGACCAGAAAGAGAGACAUCUUCGUCCAGAUCUCCAACAGGCUGCUGCAGCAGGGAAUCGAGCGCGACUGGAAGCAGUGUCACACCAAGUACAAAAACCUGAAGUACCUCUACCGCUCGCUCCAGAGGGGAAUGACCAAGGAAACUGACCCGAGACGCAUCAUGAGGUUCUACAACGAGGUGGACGCCAUAAUGACCCGCACAAAGAAUGGCAGAAACGCCGCAAACAACAGAGACUCAGUCAGACUCUCGAUGUCCGAGGACUGUGAAGACAAAGAUAGCAUAGAUAUCAGUUUGAACAAGAUGAACUCAGAGAGCACUACGGCAUCAGCGAUGGAAGACAGAACCUGCAGUUCUGGUUCCUCCGUAAGCCUCGAUGUUCCUGCAAACAAUAAAGAAACAAGGAUCCACGCAGUCCAGGAGGGGCGAUCGGAUCUACACCACAGAUUCAUGAGCUCCUCUAAUGACCGGGCAGAGGAAGAGGAGAAAUCCUUUACACCCGACAGACCCAAGAAGAGGAAAUCUAUGGAUCAAGACUCCACACUUGAAAGAGCAGUAAAACGGCUGUACACACACUCUGAAUCUGCUGAUAACCCAAAGGUCCAAUGUAAAGAAGAGGACGAUCACAUCCCCAUAAUAAAGAUCAAUUCAGUGCGGUCAAUGGCCUCCUCUGAUUCGUCCCCUGACAGACAGAGCUGUGGGUCGCGAAAUUACCCCAUCAUGUCCUCCACACCAGAGUUGAAGAUCGGCCAAAAGUUGAAUGAAGGGAAGACGAAGCAGAUUUUCGAGCUCCUGGACCAGCCAGGUCUGGUUCUGGUUCAAUCCAAAGACCAGAUCACCGCCGGGAACGCGGUGAGGAAGGACCAGAUGGAGGGAAAGGCUGCCAUCGCCAACAAGACGACGAGCUGCGUGUUCAAGCUGCUGCAGGAGUCUGGCGUUAAGACGGCGUUCGUGCAGCAGCACUCGGACACGGCGUUCCUCGCAGCUCACUGUGAGAUGAUCCCCAUCGAGUGGGUCUGUCGCAGAGUCGCCACUGGAUCAUUCCUCAAGAGGAAUCCAGGAGUCAAAGAGGGCUAUCGCUUCUCCCCCCUGAAGAUGGAGAUGUUCUUUAAAGAUGAUGCCAACAACGACCCCCAGUGGUCGGAGGAGCAGCUGCUGGAGGCCAAGUUCUGUCUUGCUGGACUCUCCAUCGGUCAGUGUGAGGUGGACAUCAUGAACCGCAGCACCGUGGCCAUCUUUGAGAUCUUGGAGAAAGCCUGGGCCACCCAGAACUGUACCCUGGUGGAUAUGAAGAUCGAGUUUGGCGUUAACGUGAAGACUAAGGAGAUCGUUCUUGCCGAUGUGAUCGAUAACGAUUCAUGGAGGCUGUGGCCGGCUGGAGACCGGAGCCAGCAGAAAGAUAAGCAGGUGUACAGAGACCUGAAAGAAGUCACACCUGAGGCCAUGCAGAUGGUGAAGAGGAACUUUGAGUGGGUCUCUGAAAGAGUGAAGCUGCUGUUGGAGCCUCAGGCCAGCGGGCGGGUGGUGGUCCUGAUGGGCUCCACCUCGGACAUGGCUCACUGUGAGAAGAUCAGGAAGGCGUGUUUGUCGUACGGGAUCCCCUGUGUCCUCAGAGUCACCUCAGCUCACAAAGGACCGGACGAGACUCUGCGCAUCAAAGCUCAAUAUGAGGGUGAUGGCGUCCCCACAGUCUUUGUGGCUGUAGCCGGCAGGAGUAACGGCCUCGGACCAGUGAUGUCGGGAAACACGGCCUAUCCUGUCAUCAACUGCCCCCCUCUCACUCCAGACUGGGGCGCCCAGGAUGUCUGGUCCUCCCUGCGUAUGCCGAGCGGUCUCGGCUGCUCCACCGUCCUCUCCCCCGAGGCCGCCGCUCAGUUUGCGGCACAGAUCUUCGGUCUGACCGAUCACCUGGUGUGGUGCAAACUUCGUACCUCCAUGCUGAACACCUGGGUGUCCCUAAAGCUGGCUGACCAGAAGCUGCAGGCCUGCAGCCUCUAAACGGAUCCUGUUCUGUUAGAGCGCCCCCUGUCUGUUUACCAUGGAAACCUACUAUCAAUGUACUUCUCACUUUAAUCAUUCCAUUAAAGAAAACCAUUAAAAGCUUCUUAAAUAAAUCUUCUGUGAUUGUAA
This is a messenger RNA of Labrus bergylta (ballan wrasse), 3222 nucleotides long. It is a transcript of the gene paics, whose product is annotated as phosphoribosylaminoimidazole carboxylase, phosphoribosylaminoimidazole succinocarboxamide synthetase. Lineage: Eukaryota; Metazoa; Chordata; Actinopteri; Labriformes; Labridae. Gene Ontology annotation, biological process: 'de novo' IMP biosynthetic process. Gene Ontology annotation, cellular component: cytosol. Gene Ontology annotation, molecular function: phosphoribosylaminoimidazolesuccinocarboxamide synthase activity. The record is from RefSeq and is a predicted model, not a curated record.